Scophthalmus maximus (turbot) is the source of this 2402-nucleotide messenger RNA. RefSeq names its product guided entry of tail-anchored proteins factor 3, ATPase (gene get3). The coding region runs from base 63 to 1088 and encodes 341 amino acids. Gene Ontology annotation, cellular component: GET complex. NCBI's taxonomy places the organism in Eukaryota, Metazoa, Chordata, Actinopteri, Pleuronectiformes, Scophthalmidae. The record is from RefSeq and is a predicted model, not a curated record. Gene Ontology annotation, molecular function: ATP hydrolysis activity; ATP binding. The transcript is spliced from 7 exons. Gene Ontology annotation, biological process: post-translational protein targeting to endoplasmic reticulum membrane.
AGUAAAGGCAGCAAUGUCGGUCCAUCCCACCCGAGCAGUACGUUACACUAUACACAGACAAGAUGGCAGCUUCAUUGGAAGACGAGUUUGAAGAUGCGCCUGAUGUGGAGCCCUUAGAACCAACUCUUAAGAAUAUUAUCGAGCAGAAAUCUCUGAAGUGGAUAUUUGUAGGUGGAAAAGGUGGUGUCGGUAAAACGACAUGCAGCUGUAGCCUGGCUGUCCAGCUGGCUGCGGUCAGGGAGAGCGUCCUCAUCAUCUCCACAGAUCCUGCCCACAACAUCUCUGAUGCUUUUGACCAGAAGUUCUCAAAGGUGCCUACGAAGGUCAAGGGCUAUGACAACCUCUUUGCAAUGGAGAUUGACCCAAGCCUGGGUGUGGCAGAGCUGCCUGAUGAGUUCUUUGAAGAGGACAACAUGCUCAGCAUGGGCAAGAAGAUGAUGCAGGAAGCCAUGAGUGCCUUCCCCGGGAUCGAUGAGGCCAUGAGCUACGCAGAGGUCAUGAGGUUAGUGAAAGGAAUGAACUUCUCAGUAGUUGUCUUUGACACUGCCCCCACUGGCCACACCUUGCGGCUGCUUAACUUCCCCACCAUUGUGGAGCGUGGGCUGGGCCGCCUCAUGCAGAUCAAGAACCAGAUCAGCCCUUUCAUCUCCCAGAUGUGUAACAUGCUCGGUCUGGGUGAUAUGAACGCAGACCAACUCGCCUCUAAGCUCGAAGAGACCCUGCCAGUCAUCCGCUCAGUCAGUGAGCAGUUCAAAGACCCUGAACAGACCACCUUCAUCUGUGUUUGUAUUGCUGAGUUCCUCUCCUUGUAUGAGACAGAGCGGCUGAUCCAGGAACUGGCCAAGUGCAGCAUCGACACGCACAACAUCAUUGUCAACCAACUUGUUUUCCCUGAUGCAGAGAGGCCAUGUAAAAUGUGUGAAGCCCGCCAUAAAAUUCAGUCCAAGUAUUUAGACCAGAUGGAAGACCUUUAUGAAGAUUUCCACAUAGUGAAGUUGCCGCUGUUGCCCCAUGAAGUUCGAGGUGCCGACAAGGUCAACACGUUCUCUAAGCAACUUCUGGAACCCUACAAACCCCCAAACAAGUGAUCUAACUUCCUGUAGCUCCCUGCAGGACUCACCCGCCCCCUUUACAGACCUCCCCUCUAUUUACAGUCUGCGUUCCACUCCUUUGUGCCCCCUCCCAAACCAGCCUCAAACCCCACAGUAACAGCCUCAAGAAGAUCCACUCAGUCGUCAGCCCGCCAUCCACAGCAGAGCACUUCUACGGCAAGACACAGGCCCUUAACAAUGGGCAGCUGGGACACUAAAAAAAAAUUACACACAUUCAUAUUCUGAUAUAUCGUUAGAGGCAGUGCAGGUGGUGCAGCCUUCCUCUGUGUUCAUAUCCUCUGUGUAGCAGUUGAACUAUUCCUACUCAAAACAUUAAACUUUUUCUUAACAAACCCCUCCCCAUAUUUUCCCUCCAUCUGACAAUGUCCAGCCUCAUUUGUGAGUAACUUCCAAAUGUUUUCAGUGACGGUGCUGUGUUCCUCAUUUCACACGGUUGAUGUUUAUUGUGUGCUUCGGUGGCUGUGUGCAUUGUCCAGUUUGACUUUUGACUAAAAUUUCACAAACUCAUCCCGCAGGAAGUGCCAUCCAACUGUCGACAGAUUUAGGGUGUGACGGCAGGGCAGUUAAGACACACUUUAAAAAAAACUUGUAGUCUUAAGUAAUUUUUGUUCUUGGCCAAGACCAACCUUGUUAUUGCAUUAAAGAAAAUUGAAGCAGUCCAACGUGCGUGCUUUACCAUUUGUCAAACUUAUGCCACGAACUUAAGGUGUAAACGCAGUUUUCUGAUGUCAAUGAGAUUUGGAAUAAAGUCAAACUGGGAGCUUUAUAUCUAUGCUUAUGUUAUUGUUUAAGCUGGUCAGUCUUAAUGGCCUCCGUGGUUGCUACAGGCAGUACAUGGUUGGAGCACCAGCACCAGUUUGGAGAAUUAUGGCAAAAAUGUGUGACGAGACGUUUGAGUGUCAGGAAGCGAAAAAGACACGGAUCAACUCCCAACACAAGUUCCCAUACAUUGCGGUGAAAUUGAUCAAAUACUCUGUUAAUCAUUUUGUCUCCAGCCUGUUUACUGGCAGUUUUAGCCUAUGGGAACACUAUUGAAAGAAAUUACUAGCCUUAUUUAGUGCAUUGUCAAUUAAAAAUAUAUUGAAUGUUGCUUGAUCAAUGAAUGUUGAGUAAAGCAUCCUUGCCCUGGUCGUUGACAAAUGGACUCCUGAUUGGCUCACCUCUGUUUUCACAACAGAAAAAUAUAUAUAAUAUAUAUAUAUUAACAAUGGUUAAUUUCUCCCCUAUGCUCCUCAAGCUGUUUUUUUUAUCAAUUAUUUAGCAAGUGUUAAUUAAAACCAAAUUUCCUCA